This is a messenger RNA of Talaromyces marneffei, 750 nucleotides long. RefSeq lists its product as uncharacterized. Bases 1 to 750 code for a protein of 249 amino acids. Gene Ontology annotation, molecular function: chitosanase activity. The transcript has a single exon. Lineage: Eukaryota; Fungi; Ascomycota; Eurotiomycetes; Eurotiales; Trichocomaceae. The record is from RefSeq and is a predicted model, not a curated record.
AUGAAGACCUCAAUAUACACCGGUCUUGCUGUUGCGGCUCUCGCGGCGCCAGCCUUAGCCUACAGCAUCCCCGAGAAUGUACAAGUUUUCUACAACAAAGUCAAAAACGGAGGUUCAUGCACAGGCAGCGACCUACUCAAAGGUGGUUUCUAUGCCGUGGAAGGCGGAUCCAAGAACUUUGGGUACUGCCAAAAGUACUUCACCAACAAAGGCUUGUACCUAAAGGGUCCCAGCACCCAACUUGCCGACAUGGAUAUUGACUGUGAUGGCAAUCAACACGGCGUCGACUCCCGUUGUCAUUUAUCUGGCGAUACACAGCCAAAUACUGCCUUCAAGGACCAACUCCCGAAGUACGGCAUUUCAGAUCUUAGGGCGGAUAUCCACCCAUAUGUCGUUUUGGGUAACUACGGCAGUUACAGUCCGACAUUCCAUCCCGAAGACCACAAUAUCAAACCGCUUAGUGUAGUGGCAGUUGUUUGCAACAACAAACUGAUUUAUGGCAUCUGGGGAGAUACCAAUGGUGAUGAUGGUCCACCAUUGAUUGGAGAAAGUUCGCUCGCUGUGGGUACGGCCUGUUUCGGGCAGAGUAUGAAUGGAAACAACGGCCAUGACGCCACUGAUGUAUUGUACAUCGCUUUCGCUGGGGACCACGCUGUUCCUGGCUCUUCGGCAAACUGGAAGGCGUCGUCGUACGCGGAGUUCGCGGCUAGUAUCAAAGAGUUGGGUGAUACGCUGGUAGCUUCGUUGUAA